AGCCAGCCUCCUGCUCCAAACAACCUGUGCCCAUCCCGGGUAUGCCUGGAGGCACGCUCGCCGGGGCGGGAAGGAUAGGCAAGCAGAUAGCAGACGAGUGCAUGGAGCAGAUCAGCAAAAACCCGGCGUCAGCAGACAGUAGCAAUCUUGGAUCUCAGGGGACGAGCCGGUCUCAGGGCCCCGCCCCCACCACUUCCAGAUCCACGGCGCUGAGGCCGCCCUCCUCGACAAGCUCCGCCCCCUCGGGCUACGCCCCCAACACCAACACCUCGCAGCUGAGCAACAACAUCAACGUCAACCGCUCACAAGUGCCCUCAGGCUCCAACCACUGGCGAGACCUGGGUCACGUGGUGUGUUCGGACAACGGCAUCAACCUGCACCACUCUCAGUCGGACGACUCCUCCACCGAGGGCUCGCUCAUACAGAGCGUCAUGCAGGAGCAGACCAUGGACAACAUUCAGAACCCGGGCAAUGACGUCAACGACGAGGCGGCCCUGGCCUUCCUCAUGAGCCUCCUGGAGGCGGACGCCGGCCUCGGAGGUCCCGUGGACUUUAACGACCUCCCAUGGCCUUUGUGAUGGACGGUGUGUAGAUAAAUAGACUUCAUCAUCGUCGUCCUCUUUGUUGUUAUCGUCGUCGUCGUCGUCGUCGUCGUCGUCGUCGUUUUCAUUCGCUGAGGUUGGGAUACCUGCCGCUGUUGUUUUCACGAAAUGUUUAACCCCUUCACUGCCUGACCUGAUUUGUGCUCCCUCUAUAGCACUCAAAAAGGUCGUGGGCCUGGCAGUGAAUGGGUUUAGGAGUUAUUACUAUUACAAUAUCAUCACCGCAGAUGGCUUGACUUUCACUGUGGACUUGGUUUCUCCACAGCUGGUUCGAAUUUCACCGAGGACAUAAUUAUGUCUACCUCGGGUGGCUCGGAUUUCAUUUCGGUCAAUAUUUUCAUGUCGCGUGGCUUGAAUUAUUUCACGGCCAGAUUUUCAUCACAGAUGGGUUCAUUUACAUAACGAGUGUAUUUUCACCACAGAUGGGUUCAUUUACAUAAACGAGUCUAUUUUCACCACAGAUGGGUUCAUUUACAUAAACGAGUCUAUUUUCACCACUGGUGGCUUGAUUGUCCUCCUUGGAGGUACAGAGAUAUGUCGCUGCAGACAGCUUGAGUUCCAUGGUGGAUACUAUGAUGGAGUGACGUCACAUUUGCCGUGUAUUCUCGUGGCCUCGGUCUCUAGGCCGUGAACGCAGAGUCACAUUUCACAGCCCAUGAUCUGACCGACGUGCAUUUCUUCACUGCCGUGAUUAAUGAUCGCGCAGUGGGAGGAAGAAAGACUGUUGGAUUUUGAUCCCUCAACAGAUAGAAAGUGUUGCUUAAGUUAAUUUAACAGGAAUCAAAUACGUAUGUGCCAUUUUCAUGAAUGUGCAGUAUUGGGAAAAAGUAAAAGACUCCAAGCUAUGACUUUGACUUCGGUGCUGCAUGCAGAUUUCUGUCUUUGUCUACGAGAAGAUCAACGAGUUUUUCAGAACACACACAAGGACGCGUGUUUCUGCAGGACACACUGGCUGCAUGUGGUUUCGACUGUGGUCGGGUUAUCUCCCUGACUGGCUGACAACUGCUGUAGCUCUACGAUGUGAGAAGACGGACGAAGGUGAUACCCUGGUGGGAUUUGUUGUUUCUUGUUAUUUUUCUCUAAGUGUGGAGAUUUAGUACUACCGAGUAUUGGUAGAGCAUUGGGGGAGACGCCGUGUUGGCUGACAAACGCGAGGUGUUGGUGGACGUGUUUAGCCAUCUCUGCAGUAGAUCUACACCUGCCGUGAUGUUAAGGGAUUUCUGAAAUGUGUUGAAGUUUUUUCGGGUGUUUUUUUUUUCCUACUGCUGGUUGUUACUUUGCUUGCUCGUGAUU
This is a messenger RNA of Aplysia californica (California sea hare), 1895 nucleotides long. RefSeq names its product aryl hydrocarbon receptor nuclear translocator-like protein 1. Gene Ontology annotation, molecular function: DNA-binding transcription factor activity, RNA polymerase II-specific; RNA polymerase II cis-regulatory region sequence-specific DNA binding. The record is from RefSeq and is a predicted model, not a curated record. Gene Ontology annotation, cellular component: nucleus; aryl hydrocarbon receptor complex. Gene Ontology annotation, biological process: regulation of transcription by RNA polymerase II. NCBI's taxonomy places the organism in Eukaryota, Metazoa, Mollusca, Gastropoda, Aplysiida, Aplysiidae.